Molecule: messenger RNA, 686 nt
Organism: Daphnia pulicaria
Lineage: Eukaryota; Metazoa; Arthropoda; Branchiopoda; Diplostraca; Daphniidae
Product: signal recognition particle subunit SRP72-like
Exons: 5
Coding region: 153-671 (172 amino acids)
Biological process (GO): SRP-dependent cotranslational protein targeting to membrane
Cellular component (GO): signal recognition particle, endoplasmic reticulum targeting
Molecular function (GO): protein binding; 7S RNA binding; ribosome binding
Source: RefSeq, a predicted model, not a curated record
AAAACCCAACAGAUGGCGUGCAUAUUGUAAACAUUUUCAAGAUGAUUGUGUUCGAAAUCGUUUGGACAGUAAUUUAUUAGAAUCUUGUUAAUUGACACCUCCAGCCGGCAGAGCAUAGUAUUGCCCGAUCAAGGAAUCACAUCGAACACUUGAUGCCUUUUUGCUUUCCAGCGACUUCAAAACUCUUCGUCCACAAUAAUGGAUUGUCUACAAUCAACAAGAAUGCUGUUCUUUCAGACUCUAUGACAUUUGAGAAAGCCUACUGCCUGUAUCGCUUAAACAGAACUCAGGAAUCAUUUGCUGUGCUUAGCAAGGAGAACAAUCCUGAAGCGAAGCAUAAGGAACUGAAAGCUCAGGUUUUGUACCGCAUGGAAAGGUUUGUGGAAUGUCUUGAAUUGUACAAAGAUUUAAUCAAGAACACUCAGGACGACUAUGAGGCAGAACGUGAAACAAACUUGUCUGCAGUUGUAGCUUCUCUUAGUCUUGAAGGAACAAAAACAAGCCUACCCAUGUCAAGAGAUGACAGCUACGAGUUAUCUUACAACGAAUCUAUUCGUUUGCUUGGUGAAGGUAAAAACGCUGAAGCUGAGGCCCAGUUAUGCAAAGCUGAAACUCUUUGUAGAAAAAGCCUAGAAGAAGAAAUUGAAGAUGAAUUAGCUCUUAUACGGUAGGCAUUUGAUGGAAUU